CAAAAAAUUUUAAUCGUGAAACAAUUUCAGAACGUUUUGAAAAAAGUAUUAAUCGUCAAUCAUCAAAACCAUUUUCAAUAUUUUAUAAUCGUUUAAGUGAUAAUCAAAAAUUUGUUGAACAAUAUAAUCCAUUGAAAUGCCAAAACUCGAAAGAAGUUGAUCCAUUCGUAAGAUUUCUUGUCCGUGUUCGUGAAGAUAAAAAUAUGAGCAACUUUAUGAACAAUUAUAAUGAUAUCGUUAUGAAUAAAUCAAAAUUUUGUCCAAAUUCAACAUCAAAAAACACUAAUAAUAGCCAAAUUCCAACAACAAUACAGAUAAAUCGUCGAACAACGACGUCCAAUGCAUCAUCAUCAUCACCACGUAUAACAAGACCAACAUCAGCUACAUCAACAUUAUUAAAUAUGGUUAAUCAAACGGAUUUUAAUCCACUUAAAUAUCAAAUGUCAACAGCUGAACAAUCAUCAAAUAAUUUGGUAAAAUCAAAAACAAUUGGAGCGAUGAGAUCGAUAGCAGGAAAAAGUCCAUUAAGAUCAUUACAAACACCAUCAAAAUUUAAUCAUAAUAAUAAUAAUAAUCCAACACUUUUAGCAUCACCAUUGACCACUACUGUCAAUGUUGAUAACAGUGGACAAAAAAAUAAUGGUCAAGAUGAUAUGAAUGAUAUAUCAUUUGCAUCACAAACAUCAACAGCAACAACAACGACAACAUUGAAUUUGAAAAAAUCCUCAAAUCAUCAACAACAUCAUCAUAAUAAUAAUAAUCAAAAUCAAAAUCGUAAAGUACCACCAUAUUUAUCAAGAGAUUUUCAUCCAUGUGAUUGGCCAAAAGAAAAUGAUUGUUUUAAUACUAUUGGACAAUAUCCUGUACAGGAACAAGAACAACUUUUACUCAGGGAUUUACUUUUUGUUCUUAUUGGUAUUGAAGGACGUUUUAUACGUUUAUUACGAUCACAAGAUUCAAGUCAUUAUAAAUUAAUGUUAGAUCCAAGUACUGAUCAUUUUUUUGCCGUUACAACACAAAGAAUAUUGAAAAUUUGUUAUCAUUAUUCAACAAUAAUUAGUUUUGUUGAAUCACGUGUUUAUGGUCUGGUUAAUCAAGCAUUAGUUGCUAGUAUUCAUCAACAUCUUUAUGAUUAUAAUAUGACUAUUUGUCAAAUGGAAGAUUCAUUAAUGAAAAAUGAUUUAUUUUUACAGAAAAUGUUUUUCAUAUUAUUACCUUAUUUUUCAACAUUUGCUUUAUUGAAAGAAAUUUGUGCCAAACUUUAUAAAAACAAAAGUGUCGGUGGUUCGGUAUUAACAUUGUUACAUGAAAAAACUAAAUCCAUACAAGGAAUGGAUAAUAAUGCACUGGAACUUUGUUUAACAUUAACCAAAUCGGCAGCCAUACCUUAUUUUGAUAUAAUGAAAACAUGGAUUUAUUAUGGUGAAAUUGGUGAUCCACGUAAAGAAUUUUUUAUUGAAGAUACACAUAGCCAACAAAGUAUUGGUGUAAUUGGUAAUUAUUAUAACAAUAAUAAUAAUCCAAAUGGUGAACGAUUGACAACGGAUAAUAUUAAUAGUAGUAAUAAUAAUAUUCAAUCACAAAAUCAAUCACAUCAACAAAAUGAUCAAGAUCUUGUUGAAUCUGAUGAUGAAUAUGAUGAUGAUUUUGGUAAAUUUAAUGAUAAAUACUGGGAUGUACGUUAUCGAAUAAAUUCAUCAAAAACACCAUGUUUUCUUCGUAAAUAUGAACAAGUUAUUUAUAAAACUGGUAAAUAUGUAUCGAUAAUUAAUAAAGUAAAACAAUUGUUCCUGAAAUCUUCUAAAGUCAUUCCGAUACCUCAAUCGAUAUUCCAACAACAACAACAACAACAACAGUUACAACAACAAUUGCAUAAUCAAGGUGCGACAACAACUGUAGGCAGUAGUAUUCUACAAAGUGAUUCAGUAUCAUCUUUUGUGCCAAAACAAUAUGGAACAAAUACGAAUAGUCCAUUUAUGUUUAUGAAUAAUCCGAAUGUAAAUAAUCAUAAUUAUUAUGGUCAUAAUAAUCAUCCUUCGACAAAUCCAAUGAUGGCCGAUAAUACAUCAUUUGCUUAUUCAAUGGCUUCAUCAUCAUCAUCGAAUGCAUCAAGUAGUGGUGGUGGUGGUGGUGGUCGUGUUAAUACACCCAUACAACCUGCAAAUACAAUGGCAGCCAUUUUUACACCAAAACCUGAAGAAAUUUAUUAUUCAUUUGAUGAAUCUACUUAUUUAACACCGAUACAAUCGGCUUAUGAAGAAGCCAGUUCACAAUUAUUACAUAUCCUUGUUCAUGAAUCACAAUUAGUUGAAACAUUUAAUGCUGUACGACAUUAUAUGCUUUUAUCGAUGGGUGAUUUUAUCGUACAUUUUAUGAAAUUUGCAUCAAAAGAUCUUUGUAAACGUACUGAUUCUGUUGUUCAACAUCGUUUAGAUUCAAUGAUGGGUAUGGCAUUAGGUAUAUCGGUUUGUCAUUCUGAUCGACAAUAUCUAAAAGAUGAUCCACAUGUUGAAUUUGUGGGAAAAUCUUUUCUAAAACAAAUCUAUCAAAUAAUGAAACCAUUCGCCACUCAAGAAGAUAAUUCUUUUAGUACAUCAUUUGUAAAUGAUCCAUCACCAUCAUCAUCAUAUUUACUUCGUUGUGAUGAAGAUGCCGAUGAUGAUGAUGAUAAUGAUGUAGCAUUAAAUCGUUCGAUUAUAAGUUCAGUGAUUGAAGAUCAAGAUUUUAAUGCUACCGCUGAUUCAAUCGAUUCGAUUAUUCGUCGACCACCAAAAUAUUUGAAUAAUAAAAAUACAAAUUCACCUAAAUCCAAAUCAUUGGAUAAUAAAUCUAUUGGUGGUGGUGGUGGUGGUUCAACAUUGAAGAAAAAACCAAUAACAAUGUUGGAAACAAAUCAUCCAUGUGAAUCAUCAAAAUUAUUUUGUUACGAAUCAUUAAUGCUCAAAUUUGAUGUACCAUUCCCAUUAUCAUUGAUUUUUACACAGAAAUCUGUUGUUUGUUAUGAAUUACUUUUUCGUUAUAUAUUUCUAUGUCGUUAUGCUGAAAUGGAAUUGGAAGAAACAUGGAAAGAUAAUAUACUUAAUGUACAAUUGAAACGUUGUGAUACGUUAAGUUUAUUGAAUCAAUUGACCAAUAAUGGUACGGAUCAACAACAACAAGAUCAAACAAAACAAGCACGAUUAUUGGCCAAAUCAUUUAAAUCGAUACAUAAAAAAGCAUUUGCAUUACGUUAUAAAAUGAUUGCUUUUGUACGAAAUUUUCAUUAUUUUUAUGCAUUCGAAGUAAUCGAUCCAUCAUUUUCACAAUUCAUCAGUCAGAUUACUAAACGUGGUUCAAGUCUUGAUUCAGUAAUUGAAUGUCAUGAAAAAUUUCUUGAACAUUGUUUUAGUAGUUGUUUUUUAACAUCAUUAGAAAUUACAACCAUUAUUAUUAAAAUCUUUACACUUUGUAUUGAAUUAUCUCAUUUAUUAAAAGAUUCAAUCGAUGCUGAAGAUCAAUCAACAAUGAUGGAAAGUAGUUGUUUUUUUGGUCAACAAUCUUCAAGUAGUCAAUCAUCAUAUCCAAAACAAACAACAGGAAUUAGUAAAAAUCUUGCAAAAGAAUUUGAUUCAGCUGCCAAUUCUGAAGAUGAAGAUUUAAUACAGGAAAAAUUGAAUCGAAUUUAUUUUUCCAAUCGAAUAUUUGGCGGUUUAUCAAAUCAUCAAAACAAAGGAUUAGGACAAGCUAGUGGAUCUUACACAAUCAAAGAAAUCAUUGAUAAAGCAAACACUGAAUUUGAUUCAUUAGUUAGUCAACUAUUGAAAAAGAUUUAUUCAGAUAAUUGUGAAUAUCAUAUGAUGUUUCCAUUUGUUGCAAGAUUGGAUUAUAACGAUUUUUAUCGAUUCCAAAUAAUGGAUUUAAAAAAUAGCUCAUUUGUGUCAUAAAUUGUUUUUUAUUAUUAAUGUGUCUUUAAAAACGAAAAAAAAAUAUUCAUCAAAAUUUUUGUUCAUU
Molecule: messenger RNA, 3990 nt
Organism: Dermatophagoides pteronyssinus (European house dust mite)
Lineage: Eukaryota; Metazoa; Arthropoda; Arachnida; Sarcoptiformes; Pyroglyphidae
Biological process (GO): meiotic cell cycle; mitotic cell cycle; spindle assembly
Cellular component (GO): microtubule organizing center; spindle pole; gamma-tubulin complex
Molecular function (GO): gamma-tubulin binding; microtubule minus-end binding
Source: RefSeq, a predicted model, not a curated record